Molecule: messenger RNA, 390 nt
Organism: Manduca sexta (tobacco hornworm)
Lineage: Eukaryota; Metazoa; Arthropoda; Insecta; Lepidoptera; Sphingidae
Exons: 3
Coding region: 46-390 (114 amino acids)
Source: RefSeq, a predicted model, not a curated record
AGAAUGAGCUGGUAGCGUGUUCGGGGAACCCACACGCAUGUCGUGAUGGCCGCUGUGAACUCGGUGCACACGAGUCGGCUGCCGCUGCCGACGUUCUCGCCGCGCGCGGUGUUGAUGUACAGCGCGGCGGUGGCUGGCGAGGGUGCGGUGGCGUUGCAGCUGCGGGAGGCGGCGCCGGGCGAGCUCGACGCCACGCGGCUGCACGAAGACAGACUUGCCAUCGCCUGCCACGAGCCAGAGCUGCUCGCUGAUCUACUGCAUGCUGCUGCUGAGAUCGACGGCGAGCACGAUGGGCUCACGGCUUUUUUGGGUGCCGCCUCGCCGGAUCUGGCUCUGGCAUCCGACGCUUCCGACAGCCUGCCCAUGCCAGACCACGACAAUGGUACGUAG